Molecule: messenger RNA, 1863 nt
Organism: Symbiodinium sp. CCMP2456
Lineage: Eukaryota; Dinophyceae; Suessiales; Symbiodiniaceae
Source: the annotation of a GenBank genome assembly
AUGCACGCUUCAGAUGAUGCCGCAGCCGGGCAUCACUGCCGUAAGGCGCUGGGCGACAGCGCAGCAGAUGAGCUGCUGGGAAGGUUGAUGAGGAAUCACAUGGAGGAUGAGUACCGCAGGUAUCUGCACAAGUCCAAGUGCGAAAGCAGCAAGGACACGGAUGGUUUUAUUCAAGACUCGAUUGACCCAGACCAGGGGGAGUCGCCUGACGGUCGCAGUGCCGAGGCGGGUCAACCGGAGGCGGAAGCCGCGGAAGACCCAAGCCAGAUCGCGACGGAUGUCCCUGAGCGCGAUGUUGAAGACAUAGCCGAGGAUGGCAAAGAAGCGGAAGAAGAUUCCGAGACCGCCAAGGAGGCAGAGGCCGCCAAGGAGGCCGAAGGUGUGAGAAAGGCGAAACUGGAGGCGAUCGUGUCGGGCCGCUUGGAAGUGCGAGAGGAGGCAAGCAGGGAGAGAUGGAAGAUCGAGGAAGAGGAGGACUCAGGGGACGAAGCACUGGGUGUCCUUUCCAGCUUAGGGCGAUCCAUGAGCACCUGGGCAAGUGUGGCCAUGAUUGGUUUCUCCAUCACCAUGAGUAGUGACCCCACCGUGGCAGGUCGACAAAUCGCUAACCUUUGCCGCAGAAAAGGCGGAAUUUAUGUCAAAGCAGCUCAGACAGCGUCUUCCAUGGAUUAUGCAUUCUCAAAAGAGGUUCUGGAGGAGUUCCAGUCUCUGCAGGACUCCGCAGAUGCCCAGACGUGGGGCGAGAUCUCCGAGCGCGUCGAAAAGCACACCCCCGGCGGAAUCGACAUGGUCUACGAUUCCUUUUCCGAGGAUCCUAUUAAUGCUGCAUCCAUCGCACAGGUCCAUGUGGCACAGAGGAAAACUGGAGACAAAGUGGCUGUGAAGAUACUUCGCCGCAGCACUGCCCAAACGUUCGACCAUGAUGUGGGCGACUAUCUCGGACUCCUCGGGAUGUACGAGUCGACAACAGGCAUUCCUGUGAAAUGGAUGAUGGAAUGGGCCAUGGAAGAGCUCAAGAAGGAACUAGAUUUUCGCAUCGAGGCUGAUUUGCACGAAAAGUGUCAGAGGUUCAUAGGUUCUCAAGACGAGCUUCGUGGACGUCUGAGUGUCCCUGUCCUCCACUCCGAACUUUGUUCACGGCGCCUGCUGGUAAUGGAGUUUAUCGAUGGCUGCAAAAUCAUCAAUGCUCCGACGUUCUUUGAUGACUGGGACUAUGCCCGUGACGUUCCAGCUUUGCAUGCGGCACUGGAGACUUGGCACGCCAUGCAGCUCUUCCUCACAGGAUGCUUUCAUGGUGAUCCGCAUCCGGGCAAUGUCUUGGUAAGGCGUCGCCCGGAUGCAGUGCCGGCGGGGCAGAGCCCAUUCCAGGUCGUCGUCAUUGACCAUGGGGGCUACUACACAUUGGAUGAUGAUACCAGGAAGAAGUAUGCAGAAGUAUGGAGCAUGAUGGAUGAGCCGAAGAGCGAUGCACAGAAGACCGCCAGACGUGCACGCCUUAAGGCAAUCAUGGCCGGUUGGGGUGUCGGGCACACCUCGCGUUUUGUCAUCGAGCAGAUGUUUAAUGGUUCCUUCGGUGCAGCAGAUCCGACGGCCUCCAUUACGGAGAACGGUGAGGCCCGGCGACACCGCUGGAAUUGGAUGCACCAAAAAACCGACGACCUGGGGCCUCCCAUCUUCGAGGACACGGCCAAGAUGCCGCCGGCACUCAUGAAAGCCUUCGGUGUGGGGAAUUUCACACGAAAUGCUUGGACCGUUCUGUCCAAGGGCCGAAAGGAGCUGCGUGGUUGGGACUUCUGCAAAGUCCGCGUUGCCAUCAUGAUCGAUUGGGCCAGGAAGUGUCCAGGAACACACCGUGCACCGUGA